Messenger RNA from Penicillium salamii, 1638 nucleotides. The record is from the annotation of a GenBank genome assembly. Lineage: Eukaryota; Fungi; Ascomycota; Eurotiomycetes; Eurotiales; Aspergillaceae.
AUGACUUCAAAAUGGCAACGUCUUCACCUGUCCGAUCAAAGUGUGCCUCCCCUGCUUUUCCAAUACACAUGGACAAAGCAAGGCUACGAGAUUUACAUAACAGACCUCGCCUACAUCUGGUCGGAACGGCUAUCUCAAAAGCAAAUUAUCAAGCGAGCUGAGGAAGAUGCUACCACUAUUGACCCUGGAGAGGAUUCAGAGCAGCUCAACGUGCUUUUGGAAAAGAUCGGGGAAGCCCUUCAAACAGGGAAAGGUAGCGUGGUUCUAGGCAGCGGAGCGCAGACCAACUCGUUAGAAGUCAAAACAACCACCAAACUGCCUGCACCUCUCAAGCCUCUAAGAUGGAAUCUGAAGCUGGUCAAAGAAUCACCGUCAUAUCUGACAAGCAAAAUGCUACUUCCGCUUAUCAGCGAGGAAGCUAUUAGGGAGCUUCGGCAGCGCUCUCUCUUGCAACAGAUCAAACAGAAAGACUCGGUGCUCAGCAAAUUGCUAGACAAGAUUGAAACGACAGGCGUUGACCUAGGGACUGUAUUUCCCAGCGCCGCGGGAUCUCGAUCGUCCCGUAAGGCUAUCACUCGAUCCGAGGCUGCUAGGUUUGUCAAAGGCAUUGAGCCCUUUAAUGAACAAACCUGGCUUGCCAAGACAGAAUCGUCCGACGGUGCGGGACUAGCCAACAAUUUACUCCAGGAACUCACAGGAUCCGGUGAACCUGGUGAUAUCGCCAAGUUCAGCCAACCACAGGAGCAAUGGUGGCAUCAACUUACGGGGCUCUCUGGGACCACCGCCAGAGACACCUCUCAAGAGAGCGAAGAUCCGCCGCGUAUUGACCGCAAUUACGACGCACCAGUUUCAUCGAGUCAUGUUGACAUAGAAGGGGAAUUAACGGCAAGUAGCGAUGAUGAUGAGUUUCAGUCAGAGCCCGCCAAAAGCAAACGCUCACCACUCGGACAAAAGCCCAGGAAGAAGAGUCCAUCACCAGUGCCAUUACCAGCUGAACCGGAUGAUGAAGCUACUGCAUCAGAUUCCGACCCAGAGCCGGAACCGCGCCGAAACCGCAUUCCAACGGUAUCAAAAUCGCCAGAGCCUCCGGCUCCUGUGUCGCAGGAGAAACCCAGUCGAAAAAUUGGCGGGCUGGGUAUCAUUGGUGGCAAAAAAAGCAAAGAAGGAUAUUCUGUUGCUCCAGCGCAACCUCGCAGUUCCCCGGAGCACCAAGCACCCCAGAAGUCGCCACAGGAGGAUAGAUUCAACGACAGCCCCCCUCCCACAUCCUCGACUCCACCACAGAGAGAAGCAAACGUCAAACGACCAGGAAAGCUCGGUAUGAUAGGCGGCAAGGCCAAAGCUAAAGUCCCCGUUCCAGUGCAAAAGGACCCUUCUCCGCCAGUAGUUGAGACGCGGGCUUUAUCUCCCGACCAAUCCUCUCUCACCAAGUCAAAAGCUACGAGGGAAGCUACCCCGGACGUCGCCCGCAAGGAAGGCACCCCAUUGUCUUCAUCACGGGCCGCUGAGACAUCUACCGCUGGUCCACCUGCAGAGCUGGAAACCGAUGAACAGCGCGCUGACCGGAGGCGUGAGGAGCUAAAGCGGGCGCUUGAGGCUAAGGGCAAAGCACCUGCGAAAAAGAAGCGGAGGUUUUGA